CACCGGACUCUUUCCACGAACAUUACCUCCUUUGCGGCCAAAACUCUUACCCAUUAAUCGCACUUCUUGCUUUUUUCGAAUUUCUUUCAGCUCUAUGCCGGCUACACUAGAUCUUCUUCACAGGCAGAUCGACUUCGAGUCAGCGGUCCGCCACGAAUCGAACAUAUUGAGGAAGCUUACUUACGUGCCCGAGACCCGUAAGGUCUAUGCUUAUCUUUUCGAGCAUACCGAUGACAUUCAGGCUCUCACUGCACACCAUCUGGGAGUGAACCGAGCACAAUGCGUCGUAUCGCAUUGGGAGGAGUGGAUUCGUGGAAGCUUCAACGUCUGCAUUCCUGUUGUGGUGGAAGGCCAGAAUGGACAGCCAAACAGAACAGUGCUUAUGAGGUGUCCAAUGGCUUAUAGACUGGGUAAAGAUAUUGGCAGCGUAGAUGAGAAGAUCGGUUGUGAAGUGGCUACAUAUGCUUGGAUGCAAGACAACUGCCCGGAGAUCAAAAUACCUGACUUGUUGGGCUUUGGGUUUUCUGAUGGCCGCAAUUUCACUCAUAUGGCACACCGUCCCCUCUACGUACGAAUCCUGCGCUUGCUUCGCCGCUGCCUCUGCACCAUCCUCGGUUUUCCCGUUCCAUCGCGAUACGUCUGCCAUUCAAGUGCGCAUUCGUUGAAUACUGGACAUCUGCUUCUACAACGGAUCGAAGCAAGCGACGGAGAAAUGUUGUCUACAUCUUGGAAGGAACACAUUGGGGAUCCCGUGCGGAGAGCAAAUUUAUUCAAAGGUCUUGCGCACGUUACCCUCUCCUUAGCCCGCGUACCUCUACCACGGAUUGGAUCAUUCACAUUCCGCGACGAUGGAACCAUAGCACUCUCAAACCGGCCGCUCACAUCAACCCUUGCUAUCAUGGAAAGCUAUGGGACUCCAAGAGCAAUCGAACUGAAUACAACAUAUGCGUCUGUCGAGCCGUACAUCUCUGAUCUUCUCGAUUACCAUGACCGCCGCUUCCUGAAUCAGCCCAAUGCCAUCUUCAAUCACGUUGAUGGCCAAAGACAGAUGGCCCAAAAGAUCUUAUUAAGGGCAAUUGGCCAUCAUUUCCUCCCUCGGGACCUUCGAAAUGGACCAUAUGCGCUCCGUCUAACUGACCUCCAUCAAAGUAACAUUUUCGUCGACGAGAUGUGGCGCGUUACAUGUCUUAUUGAUCUGGAAUGGGUAUGCUCGCUUCCGAUGGACAUGAUUGGCGCUCCGUACUGGUUGUCGGGACUCGGUAUCGACGAAAUCCACGGCGAGGCACUAGAGACUUACGACAGUCUUCGCCAGGAAUAUAUGCACAUUUUCAGGGAAGAAGAGGAAGCGCUACAGAGACCGCAAUCCUCUUUACGUCUUUCAGAACUCAUGCAGUCUGCGUGGACGGAUGGAAGAUACUGGUACUAUUCGUGUCUGACGUCUUUCAAUGCCAUGUAUACAAUCUUCCCCCACAUAUUGGCGAAGUUCCAUCUCUCUGACCUCUCUAAUGACGCUGCGGGCGCACUCUCUCAAUUCUGGGAUCCAGAUUCAGAGAAGGCUCUAGCAAAGAAGCUGAUGGACAAGGAGAAGUACGAUGAGGAGUUGCGAGCAAAGUUUGGCGAGCCCCCUAAGAGCAACCUUUGAAAGGCGAAGCUGUCAGUGGAAUGGCAGACGAGUUGGAUGAAGGGAGGACAACCUGUCGAUAUACAGGAGACUGCCACCUUCAUGAAUUUCUUUGACUGGAUGAAGAGAACACAACUAGGAAGAAGGAGCUGGCUUCAUGGGACGAGUACUGGAGACGACUCUGUCAAUACUUCACGCUCUUCGCUCGCUGUUCGUUGCACGAUGACGU
Molecule: messenger RNA, 1850 nt
Organism: Trematosphaeria pertusa
Lineage: Eukaryota; Fungi; Ascomycota; Dothideomycetes; Pleosporales; Trematosphaeriaceae
Exons: 2
Coding region: 95-1642 (515 amino acids)
Source: RefSeq, a predicted model, not a curated record